UCUAUUACGUAACACCUUUGUUACAUAUAUCAAAAUUUGUAACAUAAUGUUAUAAAACUAUAUAAAAUUGUAAGUUAUAAAAAAUCAUUGAAAAUGCUUAUUUGUGGUCCAUUUAUGCUCGCUUUUAUCCCAUGUUUGAAACUAGCGUGUGUAGUGAUACCAUGCUUAAUCCUACUUGGUUCUUUAGGAGUUUACAUGGGAGACUUUUUUUCAAACUACUCAAAUGUUACCUACGUUAAACUCAAUACAUUUAUAAACAACACAAAAUUCUGAUGUAAAAAUACAAAGUGUGAUCGAGACAACUAUCGUAAAUAAUGUGUUUGUGAAAUUGUAACUUGUGGUUAAAUUGUGGUUGUCAUGGCUGAUGCUGUCUUUGACAUUACGAGCCACAUACAAGGUUGUCAUGGAAACAGUUGUUAAUACAGUUUUAUAAAUAUGACAACAGACGAGGAUAAAAGCAAGUUAGCUAAAUUACUUCACAAUUUAGAAGUUUGUGAAGAUAAAUUGCCGGAAAAAUGUUCACCUCUUGUGAAAGAGUUCUCUGAAAAGUUUGGCACCGAUAUUGAUGAGGAAGUUUUAGAGGAACUGGUCUAUGAAAAUCCUUACGUUGUCGACAAGGUACAACUGGCCGAGAUUGAUGCAAAACUGAGGGCACUUGUUGUGGAAAGCAGACGUGCCAAAAAGGAAAUCACAGGCAGCUUAGCUCUAACCGGACCAGACCCCAAAAGACCUUGGCGUACAAAUUCUAGCAAGGAACUAUUGUUACGUAUUGAUAAUGACCUUAAAAGGCAUUCGGAAAAGGCGGAUCAGGCUAUCGCUCCUAUGGGUGAUAGUGAGCUGAGAGAUCUCAUCAUUGAAUGCCAGGACGAGGCUCUUACUGGUCCUCUGGUUGGUGCGGACCGGUUGCGUGUGACUGUCGAAGAAGCGAGAAAGAAGCUUCCUAAUUUCCAGUAUCGUAAAAUUGAAAAUAGUACAGCAACUUGCAUAUUGCCCACAGCGCAUACACCUAAACCCAAAGAUAAUAUUGACGGAAGCGGCCAGUUCAUACCCCGUCCCGAAACCCGUCAGUGCUUUCUGCGAAGCCUUGCUGAGCUCCGAAAUCUUCGAGUCUUGGCUCUCGAGUACUCGCACAUUGCUGAUGGGAGUGGUGCAGCCAUUAUGACUCUCCUAGCGGUUCUCCGAAGACCUCACUUUCGUUUACAAUUAAUAUGUCGUGAAGAUCAGAUUCCGGGUCUGACCGAUGCAACUCUUGGUGUUGGAGGGUACUGCAUCCCAGAUACAGCGUGGAGACGCGUUACAAUUGCUUGUCCUGAUCUCUACGUGUUUAUGGCCUUCUUUCGUAUUCGUGACUACGACAACCUACGUCGCUUCAUAUCACCAAGUAUACCACUCAGAGAGACUCAUCUACAAUACGGCAUCGACCUGAAGUACUCCCAGCGACAGGAUUCAGACCUCACAAGUUUCGUAAGGCAUAUCGCUUGGAGAUAUGCAGAUACACUCGUGACAUUAAGUAUUCAUCAAUGGCGCGGGGUCGUGUUCCCGAUUCGGCGUAUUGUGGAGCUUAUUCCCAGUCUGGUCAGACUUCAUUAUAUUGGACUCGUUGAAGAAAUGGAUCUACGACGAACACUUAAUAUUGUAGCGUGCGGUGUCACAUACAGGUUGAAGCAGAUGAACAUACAAGUGCAAGAUAGUGAGCAACGCCGCGACUACUGGACUGACGUGGUCCACUCACUCAACCAUGACUACAAAGACAUCGUCUCUCUGUUCGAAAUAGACUUAUGUAUCUCAAUAUACAAAAGCUAAUAUUAUAUAUUAUUUAUGAUUAUAUUUUUUACGAGAUAUA
This is a messenger RNA of Leptidea sinapis, 1843 nucleotides long. RefSeq lists its product as uncharacterized. The record is from RefSeq and is a predicted model, not a curated record. Bases 436 to 1803 code for a protein of 455 amino acids. The transcript has 7 exons. Lineage: Eukaryota; Metazoa; Arthropoda; Insecta; Lepidoptera; Pieridae.